UCCGUCUGCAGUGCCGCCCGUCGCAUUGGUCAACAAUACUGAUUAAUAGCGGCUCAUUACCACCAAAUGGGACGCUAUAGAAACCACCUUCGAACUGUUAAUCUCUAAUCGCUUGUUGCACCCGGCUGGAGGACACCCCAAAAAUUUCUACUAUAAAAGAUCCUCGCGCUAGCAAUUCGGUCGUCAGUAUUCGGUAAGAGAUUCGAACAGAGAAACAUCCUUCAACAUGCAGCUGCAUUUGUUUGCGUUUGUUGCACUAGCAACGCUAGUCUGCCUCACUCGGGCAGCUCCCCUGGACUCCGUAGCGACACCGUACAUCGUGCAGUACGAGAACAAUAACGCCCAGAACGAAGGAUACAGCUUCGAGUACGAGCUGAGCGAUGAGCAGCGUCGCAAGGAAGAAGGCACUCUCCGGUACAGCAAGGACGAGGAAGGUAAAGAUGUACAGUUUGUUGCCGUUCAAGGACGCUACUCGUAUGUCGGGGACGACGGUCGUACCUACUGGGUGGAGUACAUCGCGGACGAGAACGGUUAUCGCGCCCGGAUGGGUACGGGCGACUUCGAUACCGAUCGUAAGCUAGACAGCGCAAGUAACGACCGCAAGAAUCGCCCCUUCGCUUAGCCCCAAACCGUGCGAAACGACGCAUUGAUUAAUGGAUGGAAAUUUGUGCCAUCUUCUGGUAAAAAACACGGAAUCGUACAAUAAAGGAAGAAGAUAA
This is a messenger RNA of Anopheles stephensi (Asian malaria mosquito), 719 nucleotides long. RefSeq names its product endocuticle structural glycoprotein SgAbd-5-like. The transcript has 2 exons. Bases 227 to 622 code for a protein of 131 amino acids. Gene Ontology annotation, molecular function: structural constituent of chitin-based larval cuticle. Lineage: Eukaryota; Metazoa; Arthropoda; Insecta; Diptera; Culicidae. Gene Ontology annotation, cellular component: chitin-based extracellular matrix. The record is from RefSeq and is a predicted model, not a curated record.